AUCUUCCCCCGCGCCCACGCCCACGCCUAUAUAUAUGUGUGUGUGUGUGUUUAACCAACCAAUCCAACAUUUUAUCUUCUCAUCCCAUCCGCCUUUCAUUUACUACACGUCGUCGUACGUAGUACUAGCUAGCUAGCCAGCCAUACAUGAUAUAUCGUCGUCCCAAUUAACUUAAGAUGUACAAGCAGCCGCAGCCGCAGCAAAAGAGAAAAGCAAAGAAGAAGAAGAUGACGAGCAGCAGCAGCCAGAGCAGUGUGCAGAUGAGCAGCAGCCACAACAAUAUUAAUGAAUCCGAGGUGAGCAGCAUGGAUUGGGAGUUGAUAAAGAUGAGCCCGCAGGAGGAAGACCUUAUUCAUAGAAUGCACAAUAUUGUCGGCGACAGUACUCCCUCCGUCCACCUAAGUUCUUCCCGUUACGCGUUACGAGACUUGACCGACUUUAUUUUCAAUUCAAUUUAAAUUAUUAUAGGAAUAAAAUUUUAAAAUAAAAUUUAUAUAGUAAUAAACUACAUGCAAAGUUCUACAAAACUAGAGGUGACAAGACUAUAUUAUUUUACGAAAUGACUAGUAAAAAUGAGCAAACAAAGUGAAUAAAGUUUGACCCUGUGAAUAGUGUCUGGGAAGAUCUAUGGUGGACAGAGGGAGUAUUAGUUAUUACUCCCACCGUCCUAGUUGAAACUUCU
Messenger RNA from Cuscuta campestris, 682 nucleotides. The record is from the annotation of a GenBank genome assembly. Lineage: Eukaryota; Viridiplantae; Streptophyta; Magnoliopsida; Solanales; Convolvulaceae.